CCAUGCAGACCCUUCAAAAGCAGAUCCAAAGCACUUCCAAAGCUGCCAUUAUGUAUAAUCCUUCCAUAAUUUUGUCGCUCUUCUUUGCCCUCAUACUCUGCUCCGGCCUGCCUCUCACGGAGGCGGCCGGCGGGAGGUGGCGGCUGCUGCAGAAAAGCGUCGGCAUUGCCGCCAUGCACAUGCAGCUACUUCGAAACGACCGCGUUGUGAUGUUCGAUCGCACCGAUUUUGGUCCUUCCAAUCUUUCUUUGCCAGGAGGAAAAUGCCUUAGAGACCCUAAAGCCGUCAUAAAAGUCGACUGUACGGCCCACUCAAUCGAGUAUAAUGUCAUCGCCAACACUUUCCGACCACUCAUGGUCCAAUCCGACGUUUGGUGUUCCUCCGGCUCUGUUUUCACCGACGGCACUCUCGUUCAAACUGGCGGCUUUAAUUCCGGCGAACGGAGGGUCAGAACGUUCGAGCCCUGUUCCACCUGCGACUGGAAGGAGAUUCAGUUGGGAUUAUUAGCCAGGCGGUGGUAUGCUACUAACCAUAUUCUCCCCGACGGCAGACAGAUCAUCAUCGGCGGCCGGAGACAGUUCAAUUACGAAUUCUACCCGAAAAGCACCGCAACUCAAAAAUUGUUCGAUUUGCCCUUCUUGGCUGAGACCAACGACAAUAAUAUCGAAAACAAUCUAUACCCAUUUGUUUUUCUUCAACCCGAUGGGAAUUUAUUCAUAUUUGCCAACAAUCGUGCGAUUUUAUUCGAUUACACCAAAAACAGAGUCGUCAAGACAUUUCCGGCAAUUCCCGACGGCGAGCCAAGGUGUUACCCGAGUACUGGCUCCGCCGUGAUGCUGCCGUUGAAAUUGGAUGCUAAAUCCAUCGAAGUUGAGGUAUUGGUGUGCGGCGGAGCUCCGAAAGGGUCUUAUACUAAGGCCAAUCGAGGGGUUUUCGUUGAGGCAUUGAAAACUUGUGCCAGAAUCAAAAUUACAGACCGGAAUCCCAAGUGGGUCGUGGAAACAAUGCCGCAACCCAGAGUGAUGGUUGAUAUGUUAUUGCUUCCAAACGGCAACGUUUUGCUCAUUAACGGAGGCUCCGCCGGUACCGCCGGGUGGGAACUCGGCCGUAAACCGGUUUUGAACCCGGUUCUGUACCACACAAACAACCCUCUCGGUCGGAGAUUCGAAUUGCAAAAUCCGACAAAGAUUCCCCGAAUGUACCACUCGACAGCGAUUCUACUCCGCGACGGUCGUGUUCUGGUUGGCGGCAGCAAUCCGAAUUCGUUAUACAAUUUCACCGGCGUGCUGUUUCCAACUGAAUUAAGCUUAGAAGCAUUUUCCCCUUCGUAUUUAGAUCCUGAAUUUUCAUCUCUCCGACCAGCAAUCCAAUUCCCAAUUUCCCCGGCGAAGGUCCGCCAUGGACAAGCAUUGAAGGUGGGCUUCACAGUCCCCGGAAAAGUCGCCCCGACAAAGGUGUCGGUGACGAUUCUGUCGCCGGCGUUCAACACUCAUUCAUUCUCCAUGAAUCAGAGGGUGUUGAAUCUGGGGAGCAGGGCGUUUAGACUUAGAGGGAGUUCGAAAUAUGAAGUUGAAGUUACAAUUCCGGGAUCACUUAACGUUGCACCGUCGGGGUAUUAUAUAUUAUACGUCGUUCAUCAGGAAAUUCCGAGCGAGGGAAUUUGGGUGCAAAUUGCUUGACAUCAAAUCCGCGUGCUUCAGUGCUUUGGCUCAAAUAUAUUUUCAUUUGUGCUUUGAUUUUUAAUUGUCAAUACUUAAUAUACACAAGGAGAAAUUGAAUUGUUUCUCAAGUAAAUAAACGUCGUUUGUUUCACAGAUCAUCGUAGGAAGGGGCGUGGAUUUGUAAAUUUGGUCGGAAGUAAAUAUUUUGAAUAAUAAUAGCUUAAAUUAUGAUUGGUGUUCACCUUA
Messenger RNA from Cucurbita moschata (crookneck pumpkin), 1907 nucleotides. RefSeq names its product aldehyde oxidase GLOX. Bases 3 to 1679 code for a protein of 558 amino acids. The record is from RefSeq and is a predicted model, not a curated record. NCBI's taxonomy places the organism in Eukaryota, Viridiplantae, Streptophyta, Magnoliopsida, Cucurbitales, Cucurbitaceae. The transcript has a single exon.